ACACGGAUUGAAAUUUCCCGCUAUCGGCCAUACUGCUGUCAGUUCUGCUAUCUCGCUCGAAAGCAUUUCUUAUCUCUCUCACGGUGGACUGUGAACGUAUUUGUACGUACAUGUCGCGUGACUACAGUAUUCGUACCGGUAGAGGUUAAAAACGCUUUAACGUACUUAAUGUUUCUCGUUUUACAUUAUUAUUCGCACUUGUACAUAAAUUUCCGAAACAGCAUGCGAUGACGACUCUCAGCUACGUUCGAAGAUCUGGCAGAAUUCUACAGCGAUUACAAACAUAUAAGCACAAUGCUUGCAAUCUUCGAGUAUUCUUGCGGAGCGAGUCGAGCUUUGUACCGAAGCGGGUGCUUAUCGUGAAAAAAUUGUCGCGAUAUCAUUUCGAAAAACUGCGAGAACCAGAUUUGAAUGAGGAGCAGUUAAAAAUGAAGUUGCAGGAAAGAGGAUCUGAUUAUGAACUAAUGAUGGCUAGUCAUAUUGCAACCAUAGCUGUGAAAGAUGAAGUAAUUAAAUAUCUGAAAAAAAUGAAUAUAGAGUACAGAGUAAUAAACAGGGCAAAUCUUGAUAUCGCGAAUUUUGAUUGGGCCGAUUUGGUUCUUCCGAUCGGCGGUGAUGGCACGUUCUUAUUAGCAUCAAAUUUAAUAUUCGAUAACAAAAAACCUAUAAUAGGUAUUAAUUCAUUUCCGGAAAGAUCCGAAGGUUUUCUACUAUUACCACCAAAAUACACCAAAAGAAUACCCGAAAUUUUUGAAAUGUUAAAGGCCGGCCAUUAUAAUGUAUUAAUGAGACGAAGAAUUCGGACGACUAUUAUAGGUGAUGAUAUUUGGAACCCACCUUUUCACGCGCACGAAAAAGGUCGUGUUACAGGUUGCGAAAAAUUUUAUACGGAGGCCGUAAAGAAAGGCGCACCUAAUUUACCUAAGGAAAGACGUUUACCUUGGUUAGCGUUGAACGAAGUUUUUAUAGCGGAGAUACUAUCGGCUAGAACAAGUGCUCUGCUCAUAAAGGUAGAUGACGAACCCGACUAUCGUCUCGUGAAAAGCUCUGGGAUAUGCGUAAGCACAGGAACAGGAUCGACAUCUUGGUACAAAUCUAUAAAUAGCGUUAAUCCACAAAUAGUACACGAGAUACUGAAUCUUGUAAACAAAAAGGGACAAUUCAGCAAUGAGGAAAUUGACAAAAUUUGUUCUACCUUUAACGAAAGUUUACAAGUUAAUGCUGACGAAUUGAAAAUAUGUUAUUCUAUAAGAGAUAUGAUAGUAACCAAUAUAUGGCCAGUACCAAAGACAAUGCAAACCCGUGGGUUCUGUAAUAAAUUAAUAGUAAGAUCACAGUGUUAUGAUGCCGGUUUAGUUGUGGACGGCGGUAUAGCCGUACCGUUUAACUUUGGAACUACAGCAGUAUUGGAAACUCAUCCUGAAGAUUCCUUACGAUCAUUCACUCUUCCAGCUUGAUACUACCAGUGGAGCAAUUAAUUAUUAAUACUUUUUUACCUCACAUUUACUUGAAACUUUAAAAGGGCAUAAUUUAAUGUUUGCAUUUACUUCAGUUUAAAGAUUACUAUAAUUUUAUUGCGGUCGAUGCGCUACUGUACAAGAUGUAUUAAAAUAUGUUAUCUGAAGUGGAAAUAACAGAAUCUGUAUAAUAGUUUUGUAUAAUAUAAAUGAAAUAUGAUAAUAUAUUCUACCAA
Messenger RNA from Megachile rotundata (alfalfa leafcutting bee), 1693 nucleotides. RefSeq names its product NAD kinase 2, mitochondrial. Gene Ontology annotation, molecular function: NAD+ kinase activity. Gene Ontology annotation, biological process: NAD+ metabolic process; NADP+ biosynthetic process. Lineage: Eukaryota; Metazoa; Arthropoda; Insecta; Hymenoptera; Megachilidae. The record is from RefSeq and is a predicted model, not a curated record. Gene Ontology annotation, cellular component: mitochondrion.